Molecule: messenger RNA, 514 nt
Organism: Liolophura sinensis
Lineage: Eukaryota; Metazoa; Mollusca; Polyplacophora; Chitonida; Chitonidae
Exons: 4
Coding region: 90-431 (113 amino acids)
Source: RefSeq, a predicted model, not a curated record
UAAAUCGAACAAAUGAAAAAAUUCCUGCGCCUUUACCUCGUAGAAUCAGAGACCUGCGGCAGGAGUUCGAUCACAUCGACCGACCUGUGAUGACGUGGAAGAGAAGGUGGAGCGUUAAAGAACCGAGUCCGCUGUCGUUGCCCUCGAACCAAAUUCAGUUUCCAUUAAGAUUGCCUCGUAUCUCAAGUAGACCUAACUUACCGAAGCCACCCCCAAAAACCGAGUCACACGCACCUUUCAAAGCUCACAAUUUGGGUUACACCAUCUUACCGCCAAUUCGAAAAGAGUCUAAACGGGACCCAAGGAUGAGGAGAGAAAAGAGGGCUUAUGUGGACAGAUGGGAUGCUAAUACGGAUGUAAGAGAGUCUGAUACGGACGAGGAGGAUCACGGCCCGACCACAGGGCUAUUUUGGGACAGAGAUGACGGAUAAGUAUGCUGAGGACAACUGUAUUGUUUAUCCGUGUUUCAUUUCAAAACAUCCUGUGACUCGUGCGCCAAUAAAAGAAGCUUCAA